Molecule: messenger RNA, 1014 nt
Organism: Chenopodium quinoa (quinoa)
Lineage: Eukaryota; Viridiplantae; Streptophyta; Magnoliopsida; Caryophyllales; Amaranthaceae
Product: CASP-like protein 5A2
Exons: 3
Coding region: 228-767 (179 amino acids)
Cellular component (GO): membrane
Source: RefSeq, a predicted model, not a curated record
UGUCGAAUGUGUCCUCUUUUCUUCCCUUUUCCUAAUUAGGAGAAGCUAACUUUACCAAAAAAAACUUGCAGACGACUGAAAAAAGUACCCAAAUUCCUUGCUAUCUCAUUUAUUCCUAAAUUCUCUGAAAAAUCCCUACUAUUAACCUGCGAAAUCCAUGGAUUAAGGAGUAUUUUUGAUCAAAGUUGUGAUUUAUAGUUUGAUAAUCAUCUUCAUCAUCGCCGGAAAUGAGUCAUCCGGCGGUGCACCCGGUGGAAGCGCCGCCGCCAUUAACGACUGAAAACGCAGCAGCGGCGGCGCCGAGAGUGAGAAUGAAGGAUCUUCAAGGAAUGGCGGGGACACCAGGUGGGCUUGUGUUGCGUCUUUUUCAAUCUUUCUUCGCCAUUGGAGCUUUUCUUGUCAUGUCUACCACCAGCGAUUUCCCCUCCGUCACUGCUUUUCGCUUUCUUGUUGCCGCUUCUGGCUUGCAGAUCUUAUGGAGCCUUUCACUGGCAAUGCUUGAUAUCUACGCUAUCUUAGUCAAACGAAAUUUUCGUAAUCGUCGAGCUGUUAGCUUGUUUGCUGCUGGUGAUGUGAUCACUUCUACUCUCAUAUUUUCUGCGGCCUGUGCGUCUGCGGGUAUCACUGUUCUCAUUGGCAAUGAUCUGCAGAGUUGUUCAAAGAACCACUGUGCUCAAUUUGAAACUUCAACAGGCAUGGCUUUCAUGACUUGGUUUGCUGCUUUACCUUCUUUUCUACUGAAUUUCUGGUCUUUGGCCUCUCGAUGACAAAAAUUCAGUCCGAUGCACUGGCAGUACAUUUAUGCUUGGAUCAUAUGUGUAUAAUAGCUCUAAUGUAUAUUGUGUUUGAAUUUGCAAUUCUAAACGGAUACAAUUUUGUGCCUUUUUGGUUUAGUUUCCUGCAAGUUGGAGUGGUCUUGUGCUGUUUGUGAAGUUGUAGUGCCUUUAAUGCCUCUAAUGUCGAUGCUAUGGAAGAUAACGCCUUUCCGUUGUGAAAUGAGUUUCUUUAAUGUCA